Molecule: messenger RNA, 654 nt
Organism: Gossypium raimondii (Peruvian cotton)
Lineage: Eukaryota; Viridiplantae; Streptophyta; Magnoliopsida; Malvales; Malvaceae
Product: agamous-like MADS-box protein AGL61
Exons: 1
Coding region: 1-654 (217 amino acids)
Biological process (GO): positive regulation of transcription by RNA polymerase II
Molecular function (GO): DNA-binding transcription factor activity, RNA polymerase II-specific; RNA polymerase II cis-regulatory region sequence-specific DNA binding; protein dimerization activity
Source: RefSeq, a predicted model, not a curated record
AUGGUGCAGAAGAAUGCAAUCCAGGGUCGCCAAAAGAUCACCAUGAAAAAGAUAGCAAAGAAAAAUAAUCUUCAAGUAACCUUCUCUAAACGCCGUGCGGGGCUUUUUAAAAAGGCUAGUGAACUCUGCACCCUUUGUGGAGUUGAUAUCGCAAUCAUAGUGUUCUCCCCUGCAGGCAAGGUCUUCUCUUUUGGCCACCCUAAUGUCGACUCCGCCGUCCAUCGGUUUCUCACUCGAAACACUUCCAGCGUGCAUUAUGACAUUGUCGAAGCUCAUCCAAAUGCUAACAUCCCUGAGCUUAAUGCACAAAUAACUAAUCUUCUUGAGAUGUUGGAAGGUGAGAAAAGGAAGGGCCAAGCACUUGAUGAAGUAAGGGAAGCUGGUCGAAGGCAAUGCUGGUGGGAAGCCCCCAUCCAUGAACUCGGGUUGAGUGAGCUUCAACAGUUGAGAAAUGCGCUGGAGGAGCUGAAGAGGAAUGUGGGGAAACAAGCCAACCUGAUGCAGGCUGCGGUUGAGUGCAGCAAUGGCUGGCCAUUUUUGAAGCCAAAUGGUGUAGGAAUUAGUAAUUUUGGCACUCAAGGAAAUGAAACGAAUGCUUCUUCUAGUUUUACUCAAAUGCAUAAAUUUGGUCCGGACCUGUAUUUUGAUUUUUGA